AUGGCGUACAUGCAAACAGAAGUUUUGUCGCACGCUCAGAAAGUAUGCCGUUUAUACAAAGCUGCAGCUAGAAUGACACAAGCCUGGUACCCAGAAAGGUGUCAGUUCAGGUUUCAUGCUACAGUUCUUAGGGCACGAUUCGAUGAAACCAGGGACAUAACAGAUAUGGUGCGGGCUAAGAAGAUGCUGGAGACUGCCAAACUGGAACUUUGGACGAAACAACACCCACAGCCUCUUAAAUUUGCUAAUUCUCCUGGUGGGGGUGCGUAUGGUCGAGAGGUUCAUCUUCCUGACUGGGUGUUAGAUACUUGGCAUCCGACAGAGAAGAAGGCUUAUCCAGACUACUUCAAGAGGAGGGAACAACGAAAACAGGAAUUCAUUGAGAGGUGGGAGAAAAAGUAUGGAAAGAGUGGUAUAGAGCCAUCGCAUUGAUCAGAAAUCACCUUGACUAUUAGGACAAUAUGAAGGAGUGGCAUCGAGGCGUCAUGAAGAGACAUUGUCUGUAUUAGUACAACCUCUAUAAGACAUUGUGGACAGUGUGUACAGAAAAACGAUUUUCUUAGUUGUGUUUUUGAGGGUGAAUUGGACAGAAGAUGUGUUUUAUUUCAUGUUCUCUAGAUUUGGUACAUGAUUUCCAACAGCGCACAGUUAUCUGGCUGCUGCGAGAAACCAUUAACCCAUAGUUCUGUCAAGUGAAGUAAAUAUGAGAAGCCUGUGACAGAUAUCUAGUUUGUUUUGAAUAAUAUGUGUACAGAGUUAAGAAUGG
This is a messenger RNA of Lineus longissimus, 766 nucleotides long. Its product is annotated as NADH dehydrogenase [ubiquinone] 1 beta subcomplex subunit 9-like. Lineage: Eukaryota; Metazoa; Nemertea; Pilidiophora; Heteronemertea; Lineidae. The transcript has 4 exons. The record is from RefSeq and is a predicted model, not a curated record. Gene Ontology annotation, biological process: mitochondrial electron transport, NADH to ubiquinone. The coding region runs from base 1 to 432 and encodes 143 amino acids.